AUGUCGAAACCAACCUUUUCUUUCAAUCCUCCCGCCUCUAGUGGGGCUUCUGCUGGCAGUCUCUUUGGCACCGCUGGCACUUCGAAUACGGCGCCGAGUUCGGGGAGUCUCUUUGGAAAUAUGGGAACAACUAGUGGUGGCUCGGCCCCUUCUCCGUUUGGGUCAAGCUCUACACCAGGACAAAGCACUCCAAUUUUCGGUAGUGCUGGAGGUAGUGCUGCGACUAGUAGUGGUACGACUGGGUUUAGCUUCGGGACUCAGAACAAUGCAGGGACUACUGGCCAGACGAGUUCUUUGUUUGGCAAUGCGUCGCAAACACCUAAUAAGUCGAACGAAUCCUCAGGGUCUGGACAGACACCUACUGGGAACAUCUUUGGAAACGCUGCAAAACCUUCUGGCGGUUUGUUUGGGAACACUACGACCACUCCCGGGCAGUCUGGAAGCUCACCCUUCGCCAACACAUCCACGACUCCUGCUGGUCUUCCUCCACUGGGAAACGCUACUGGCCAGGGACAAUCUCUCUUUGGACAGACGGCGCAAAAACCCGGAGGUCUAUUUGGUGCAUUAAACAACUCCUCGUCGACUACCCCGUCUACUUCCGCAACACCAUCUUCAACUGCCCCAACGAUCGGAGCAACCUCUCAGCCGCAAUCUGCAGGAGGUAUAUUUGGAUCUAACGCAGCACAGAAACCACUGUUUGGUACGACUCCGUCGGCGCCUUCUGGUGGUGGUCUUUUUGGAAACGCCAGCAAAGACAAACCCGCCGAAUCGACGACUCCCGCGGCCUCUACAAACGGUGCGCCGAAGUCUCUCUUCGGAACCACUCCAGCUCCUUCCCUUGGUAGUGCCCAGAGUGGCCAAACGUCUUCCUUGUUCAAGCCGCCAUCCUCUGGUACUGAUUCUACAGCUAAACCUGCCUUCCCUUCCCUCGGUGCCAUGACUCCAGCCGCUCAAUCGUCGACGACUCCUGACUCUUCUUCCGCUACACCACAAAAAAUCUCAUUUCCGGCCCUUGGCGGCGCUACCUCAUCAACGACCCCAUCGUCGACACCUGCUGCCACUCCGUCUACCGGAUUGCCGUUCCCAGGGCUCAGCGCUCCCAAGUCUACGGGAACGAGUGCCCCCGGAACCGCAGCCCCUGCUUUUCAAGUCACUGGGUUGCUUGCGAAGCCUGAUGCAACUACCCCAUCAACCCAGCCCCCAAGCACCGGUAGUAAUGGAACCACUGCCACCGCCCAGCCAUCAACGACUGCCACAUCUGGAACGGUCACCUCGACCACAAGCACAGCGGAAGCGACUAAAACGACUGGAGGGAUCUCUCUUGGAGCGUCAACUACCGGCCCUGCCCCUCCUGCCCAAUCGCGCCUGAAGAACAAGACCAUGGAUGAGAUCAUCACCCGGUGGGCCACUGACCUGACGAAGUACCAGAAAGAUUUCCGAGAGCAGGCUGAAAAAGUCGCCGAGUGGGAUCGGAUGUUAGUGGAGAAUGGAACCAAAGUCCAAAAGCUGUACGGCAGCACUGUCGAUGCCGAGCGUGCGACACAAGAAGUCGAACGCCAGUUGGCUUCUGUUGAAGGACAACAGGAAGAAUUAGCAUCUUGGCUGGACCGGUAUGAGCGCGAGGUGGAUGAGAUGAUGUCGAAGCAGGUGGGCCCGGGAGAGUCUCUUCAAGGGCCGGACCAAGAGCGCGAAAGGACUUACCAAAUGGCCGAGAAGCUGUCAGAUCGCCUGGAUGAAAUGGGCAAGGAUCUGACCAGCAUAAUCGAAGAGGUCAAUAGUGCCUCAGCGACCUUGAGUAAGACAAAUAAUGCAGAUGAGCCGAUUUCUCAAAUUGUGCGCAUCCUGAACUCUCACCUGUCUCAGCUACAAGUCAUCGAUCAAGGUACUACCGAGCUGCAGGCAAAGGUCCAUGCGGCGCAGAAGGCUGGACAGACAUUGUCCUCCCGAUUCGGACACGGGUUCAGCAGCUCCGGAAUAGGUGGCUCGAAUGCUGCAGAUGAUUUCUACCGCUCUUACAUGGGACGGCGGUAA
Molecule: messenger RNA, 2031 nt
Organism: Aspergillus tanneri
Lineage: Eukaryota; Fungi; Ascomycota; Eurotiomycetes; Eurotiales; Aspergillaceae
Gene: NSP1
Product: putative nucleoporin Nsp1
Exons: 3
Coding region: 1-2031 (676 amino acids)
Biological process (GO): RNA export from nucleus; protein import into nucleus
Cellular component (GO): nuclear pore; nuclear pore central transport channel
Molecular function (GO): structural constituent of nuclear pore; phospholipid binding
Source: RefSeq, a predicted model, not a curated record